CCGGCGGCCGCCCUUCGAGCCGUCGCCAUGCAGAUCUUCGUGAAAACCCUGACAGGGAAAACCAUCACCCUCGAGGUUGAACCCUCUGAUACUAUAGAAAAUGUCAAGGCCAAAAUCCAGGACAAGGAAGGAAUUCCUCCUGACCAACAGCGACUGAUUUUUGCUGGCAAACAAUUGGAAGAUGGGCGCACUCUAUCUGAUUAUAACAUUCAAAAGGAGUCUACCCUUCACCUUGUGCUGAGACUUCGUGGUGGUGCAAAGAAGAGAAAGAAGAAGUCUUACACCACCCCUAAGAAGAACAAGCAUAAGAGAAAGAAGGUGAAGCUUGCUGUCCUUAAAUAUUACAAGGUGGAUGAGAAUGGCAAAAUCAGCCGCCUGCGGCGAGAGUGUCCCUCUGAAGAAUGUGGGGCCGGAGUGUUCAUGGCUAGUCACUUUGACAGACACUAUUGUGGCAAGUGCUGUUUGACCUACUGCUUCAACAAGCCAGAAGACAAGUAAAUGUGUCUGUUGUAAUAAAAAACUUUAAGUG
Euleptes europaea (tarantolino) is the source of this 529-nucleotide messenger RNA. RefSeq names its product ribosomal protein S27a (gene RPS27A). Gene Ontology annotation, cellular component: cytoplasm; nucleus; ribosome. Gene Ontology annotation, biological process: modification-dependent protein catabolic process; protein ubiquitination; translation. The transcript has 5 exons. The record is from RefSeq and is a predicted model, not a curated record. Gene Ontology annotation, molecular function: structural constituent of ribosome; protein tag activity; ubiquitin protein ligase binding. The coding region runs from base 28 to 498 and encodes 156 amino acids. NCBI's taxonomy places the organism in Eukaryota, Metazoa, Chordata, Lepidosauria, Squamata, Sphaerodactylidae.